Molecule: messenger RNA, 2400 nt
Organism: Anoplopoma fimbria (sablefish)
Lineage: Eukaryota; Metazoa; Chordata; Actinopteri; Perciformes; Anoplopomatidae
Product: protocadherin gamma-A11-like
Exons: 1
Coding region: 1-2400 (799 amino acids)
Biological process (GO): homophilic cell-cell adhesion
Cellular component (GO): plasma membrane
Molecular function (GO): calcium ion binding
Source: RefSeq, a predicted model, not a curated record
AUGGGAGACAAAGGAUAUCCAGCGCAAGGCCCGAUCUUCUGCUUAGCUUUGUUCAUUGUAACGCUGCACCUCGUUCAUGGAGACCUGAGUUAUACUAUUCCAGAAGAGAUGAAACGCGAGGCUGUUAUUGGAAAUGUAGCCAAAGAUCUCGGUCUCGAUCUGAGGACCUUAUCUUCCCGAAAGGCCCGCGUUGAUUUUGAGGGGACUCGUAAACGGUACUGUGAUAUUAAUCUGAGUACCGGAGAUUUGAUCACAUCGGAGAGAAUUGACAGAGAAAGCCUUUGUGGAAAGAAACCCUCGUGUGUCGUGAAAGUAGAUCUGGUGUUAGAAAAUCCUCUCGAGCUUCAUCGAUUAAGUCUCCAUAUUCAAGAUGUUAACGACAACUCGCCGAAAUUCAAAAAGCAAUUGAUUGAAAUGGAAAUAAGCGAGUCAGCUGACAAAGGUUACCGUUUCUCUAUCGAGGAGGCUCAUGACGCAGAUAUAGGUCAAAAUGCUGUUCAAAGGUACAACCUGCAGAAGAACGAUAACUUUAUUCUCGCUGUUGACAGCAACAAGGUUGAACUCGUGCUGGAGAACAAGCUUGAUCGAGAGAAACAGAAAGACAUUAAUUUGCUUCUCACAGCUUUAGAUGGAGGCUCUCCUCAGAGAUCAGGUACUGUAGUCAUUCACGUCACUGUACUGGAUGCUAAUGAUAACGCCCCAGUGUUUAGCCAGGCCGUUUAUAAAGCCAGUCUGCCUGAAAACUCUCCUCCAGAUACCAUAGUGAUUAAUGUUAGUGCUACUGACGCAGAUGAAGGAGUGAAUGGAGAUGUGACGUAUGAUGUAAGUCAUGUGUCUGACCAUGAUAUAAAUGCAUUUUCUAUCGAUCCGAAAACUGGAGAAAUUAAAGUAACUGGUGUGAUUGACUUUGAAGAAAGGAGUUCUUUUGAAAUGAGAGUGGAAUCUAGAGAUGGUUUAGGACUAACCUCUUAUGCCAAAGUCAUAAUAGAUGUUACUGAUAUAAAUGAUAAUGUUCCGGUGAUAUAUCUGAAAUCUCUCGCCAAUCCCAUACCUGAGAACGUGUCACCUGGUACAGAGGUGGGCAUCAUCAACGUGCAGGACAGAGACUCUGAGACUAACAGACAGGUCCGCUGCUCCAUUCAGCAAAACGUCCCCUUUAAGUUGGUUCCUUCUAUUAAAAACUAUUAUUCUCUGGUGACCACAGGACAACUGGACCGUGAACUAGUGUCUGAUUACAACAUUACAAUCACUGCCACUGACGAGGGCUCUCCACCUCUGUCCUCCUCUAAAACUGUUCAGUUAUCUGUAGCAGACAUCAACGACAACCCACCUGUGUUUGAGGAACAGUCCUACAGCGCUUAUGUGACUGAAAAUAACAAACCUGGCUCCACUUUAUGUUCCGUUACUGCUCGAGACCCCGACUGGAGACAAAACGGUACAGUGAUUUAUUCUCUGUUAGCCGGUGAGGUGAACGGUGCCCCGGUGUCCUCCUACCUAUCUGUUAACGGAGACACGGGGGUGAUCCACGCUGUGAGGUCGUUUGAUUAUGAACAGUUCAGGAGUUUUAAAGUCCACGUGAUGGCCAGAGACAACGGUUCUCCUCCGCUCAGCAGCAACGUGACCGUCAGUGUCUUCGUAUCGGACGUGAAUGACAACUCUCCUCAGAUACUGUACCCCGCCCCGGAGGGCAACUCCUUCAUGACCGAGCUGGUCCCCAAAGCUGCACACGGAGGCUCUCUGGUGUCCAAAGUGAUAGCGGUGGACGCGGACUCCGGACAGAACGCCUGGCUGUCCUAUCAUAUAGUCAAAUCCACUGAUCCGGGACUUUUCACUAUUGGUCUCCACAGCGGAGAGAUCAGGACACAGCGGGACAUUUCUGAAUCUGACAGCAUGAAACAGAACCUCAUUGUGUCAGUGAAAGAUAACGGACAGCCCUCUCUCUCUGCCACCUGUUCCAUGUAUUUACUUAUUUCUGAUAACUUGGCUGAGGUGCCAGAACUGAAGGAUAUUUCUUACGACGAGAAGAACUCCAAACUGACCUCUUAUCUGAUCAUCGCGCUGGUGUCUGUGUCCACCUUCUUCCUGACCUUCAUCAUCAUCAUCCUCGGUGUGAGGUUUUGUCACAGGAGAAAGCCCAGACUGUUGUUUGAUGGAGCAGUUGCCAUCCCCAGCGCUUACCUCCCUCCUAAUUACGCAGAUGUUGACGGCACAGGAACUUUACGCAGCACUUACAACUAUGACGCCUACCUGACAACAGGAUCUAGAACCAGUGACUUUAAGUUCGUGUCCUCUUACAAUGACAACACACUGCCUGCUGACCAGACUCUGAGGAAAAGUCCAUCAGACUUUGUUGACCCGUUCGAUGAUUUAGAGCCGGCUGUAGAGGUAGGAACAUGUUAA